Molecule: messenger RNA, 2436 nt
Organism: Trichoderma harzianum CBS 226.95
Lineage: Eukaryota; Fungi; Ascomycota; Sordariomycetes; Hypocreales; Hypocreaceae
Exons: 3
Coding region: 292-1998 (568 amino acids)
Biological process (GO): inositol phosphate biosynthetic process
Cellular component (GO): nucleus
Molecular function (GO): ATP binding; inositol-1,3,4,5,6-pentakisphosphate 2-kinase activity
Source: RefSeq, a predicted model, not a curated record
CAACCAAGGGGAAACGUACUCUACCUAACAGACGUUAUUCGCAAGUUGCCUUAGACUACGGCCGGUACAUCGAAACCUCCGACCUAGGGCGAUAUCGCUUUUUCCUUGCCUCACCGUUCAACUCUCCCUUCGACUGCUAUACCUAAUCUACUCACUCGCAUGCCUCUCGACCGCUGGCCCGGCCUCCGUGCUCCCUGAGACGUACCGCCACAGCGCUAUCACACCCCCCGACUCAGUGCCUUGCAGCCCUUGCAGCAGGGCCUGCAGGACGGGCCCGCGACCGUCCCAAUCAUGAAGGCGCAGACCUUCUUGCAGCUGCCACCCCAGCUUGUCGAGGACUCGGCCUCCAAUAACGGCUCCUCCGUUGCCGGCGACUGCUUCGACGACGACUUCCUUUCUGAUGCCGGCAGAGAAUCGCCCUCCAAUGCCGACUCGCUGGCCGAGGACUCUGACGAUGAGGCUGUCGCAGUCAGCUCGGCGGAUAUGGCCCGGCUGCGGGCCAUGAGCUAUGACCGCUCGCGCGACCGUAGAUGCGACUGCGACGAAGACGACGACAAUUCACACAACACUAACGACAGCCGCGAUCAAAGCCGGACUCGACCGCGAACCAGACAACGCCCCCAACUCCGAAUCCAAGACGUUGAUCUCGCGCUGGAUAUGGGUGGCGACAACGGCGGCGACGGCGACGGCGACGGCGCGUACCAACCUCUGGUCAGUGUCCUGCCGCGAGGCACAAAGCCCGUCAGGCUGGUUGGCGAAGGCGCCGCCAACGCCGUCUUCGAGAUCAAAUUGCCCCCAGGCAGUCGCGUCGGUGCGCAGUUUCAAGGCAAGCUCCUGAGGGUGGCCAAAGCACCAUCUCUUGGCCGCGCUCCAACUUCCUCCGACUAUUAUCUCCGCCAACAGGAAUUCUUCAUCCGUGAGAUUCAGCCGCACCUAGGCGAACAUGCCGUGUCCCAGGAGCUGGUGGUACUGCAUAAAUCCGGCAUUGUGGAUGACCUCAACGCCAUGCUUCGGGACAUGAACCACCAACGCAAGCCUAAAUUCCAAGGCUCCUUCAUUGGCCACGCAUCUUGGGGCUUUCUUGUGGAGGACAUGCGGCCCAAUGGUGAGUACCUUAGUCACAUGCUUACGUCCAAGUUGCUAUACAGCGACGAUGGCUCCAUCCUUGUCGAGUUCAAACCUAAGUGGCUGCUACAGUCCCCCAGCGCCCCUAAAGGCGCCAUCAGAUGCAGGCAGUGUGCCUUGGAACUUCGCAACUACCUGAAAACGCCCGGCUCGAAAUCUCCACGCCCUGAGAGGCGGCCCUGCCCGAUUGCGCUUGCAAAUCCCGACUGCCCUCAGCAAGUUGCGUCACCUUUCCGAAUAGCUCCGCAACUCUCUGCCCGGCAGGAUGACGCACGCGUCCAGGCUAUUCUCGACAAAAUCAUCCACCACAAGGCAAUCCAAAAGCUGAGGGAAUGCCAGAAGAGCCUCGAUCACGUGGGGCCCCUACUACCUCCUACUAACUUGGAUUUCGUCGUCGCCAUGACCUUGCGUGACUGUACGUGCUUUGCACUUGUUCCAUCGAACGACGACGAGGAAAUCAAACUUCGUUUUGGUGACUUUGACUUUAAGGACCCUGAAAAGAAGUUCAACCACUGGCGCGGAACGGAGCAAGACCUCAUUGAAGGUGGCUUCUAUACCGCCGACUGGGUUGUUUGCGGCGAUUCAUACUACCAUCCGCCGUCACUGUGCUCGCUGGAGUGGUCGGGCAAACCUCGUACGGGAGACGCAGUCAUUCUUCUCAUAGAAGAUAAUACUACAAAACAUAAUAAGCUCUCAAGCUACCAAAAGAAUGGUUCUCCUUCUUCUGCGAAGACGGGGAAAACGGUAUACAGGCAUACAGGGGAUCUUGCGGCGCUACACAAGGGCCUGGAGCCCUUUAAACGAGAGAUGGGAGGCGCACAAUCGGAUUCUAUUUAUAACAACCCCCUGAGGUGCGAUCCUAGACGAGGAUAAAGAAUCUGGCACUAUGGAAUUAUAAUCGGUCUGGGACUUUUUUUGGUGGGCGAACAGCUUUUACCUUUUCUCUUUUUACUCCUUUCCUUCUUCUUCUCUUUGUCUUUUGUCCAAAAUUGGCAUUGGAAUUUUCUAAAAGGGGGCGUCAAAAGGCUACUAAGGUAGGAGGAAAUGCAUCACUGGUGGACGCAGCGAAAUGGGUUAUGGGAAGCGCUGGGAUAAAGCUGCAUGGAAUACAGAACGGCGGCACUUUCGGUCUUAACUGGGUUUUUAUAAAAUACCAUUAUUCUCCGUAUAUAUAUUUCUUUCAGUUGUAUUUUGCGAUAGAUUAGAUGGCUUCGUAUUCUUUUUAAAUGAAUUGCCUAAAAGAUCUAUAUAGCUAUUGAGCAUUUUAGCAAUCGCGUUGAGUUCAAGUGAUCAAUAGGAUGCAAAGGGAAU